This is a messenger RNA of Acanthocheilonema viteae, 423 nucleotides long. NCBI's taxonomy places the organism in Eukaryota, Metazoa, Nematoda, Chromadorea, Rhabditida, Onchocercidae. The record is from the annotation of a GenBank genome assembly.
AUGAUUGAAUCCGUUGGUACUAAAUUUUUCAAAUCGAUCACUGAAACAGCUGACAAUCUCGGUGGUCGAUUUGAAAUUGCUUUUACAAAUUUCUCCAAUAAAAUUGCAGAAGAUGCCGAUAUAUUGGCUUUGGAAAUUACAUCAUUGUCAACUCUUAUCAAAAUUGUACUUUUUAUACUAAUCAUACUUCUUCUACUGAUCAUUUUCAAGUAUUUAACAAUUGGAAUAUUGUUUUUUAAAAAACGAUGGCUUCAACAUCAUACUCAAUCAUUGAAGACGCAAUUCGUUAUUCUGGCAACACCCGUGAAAGUGGAAAUGGAUUCUGCAAUUUUCAAAAAGCAAUACGAUAACUUAACAGCUGUCGUUCAACUUCAAGCUAUCGCUUCUGAUGGACAAUUCUUAUUAAAGCCUUUAAAGGAGUAA